AUGUCUGAUCCACAUGGAAGUAUUGACAAGGAGGCUCAGUCUUCCCCUGGCUGGACUUUUGUCAACAGCCAGGGGGAUAUUAUGUCAGGAGAUGAAGAUUCUGAGUCUAGUGAAAGCUCCAUUGAAGUUUUGAGUUUUGAAGGGAUUGAAGGAAUAAUACCUGCACAGCUGAUCAGAAGUCACCCAGCAGAAGAUGCGGUAAUGGUAACAGAUGAUACCCCAAUCACAGAUGCUCACUCUGAGGACGAAAAUAUGAAUGCAGCGAGUGCAUUUUUGGAAACUCAGCAGAAUUCUGUUUCUGAUGAAGGUGCUGAAAAACCUCUGAACUCUCUAGAAGCAGUUGUUAGCCAAGAUACCAUCCUUGAAACAACAGUCGAAAGCUUUCCAGAUUUGACGCAGACAGAUCUCAGUCUUUCGGAAGGGUCAUGCAGUGGAGCUGUCACAUCCAGGAUCCCUGAUGAAAUAGUUCAAGAACAGUCGGUGCAUCUUCCUGAAGUUGCUGAAGCUGGGCUGUGCUGCUCAGAGUCUCAGCAUUCGGUUUUUUGUGAGACUACAGUAGCAGCAAGUAGUACUGAAACUGGUGAAGUGUCAGUCGAAGCAGCUAGCCAAGCAGUGGCAGGGGAUAACAUGUUUCAGGCUAACACUGAAGACGACAAACAAGUUGUCAGUAUGAAUGCCACUGAGGAUAUUUCCCAGUCACUUGGUGAUGCAAAGGAAGAGGAACCUCAGGAAAUGGUAGCUGGAGAUGCAGAUGGUGGUGCUUGCUGCAUGGCAUUAUUGUUAGAAGGUGAGAACGCUCAGUCAGAAUGUCUGGUAUCUGAUGCUGGGGAUGAGAUUCACAAGUCUCCCAUCUCAUUUCCUCUCAGUUUUGAUGACGAGUCCAUUGCAAAGGUUUCCUCACUUGAAGGUACAACAGAAAGCAGUCUUGGCAGCAGAACUGAUAGUGAUGCUGACUCUGACUUUGUCCGCCUGGAUUCUGAUAACAUGGAUGCUUAUGUUGGAGAAAAUCAGUUUAAUGAAGAAAGAAUCAUGAUUCCUCUAAGACUAUAUCGCAGUGAAUACACCAUCGGUCCUGGCUUUAAUUUCAUUAGGGAUGAUGAGAGGGGUGGUCAUGCUCCAACAAAUGAGCUCCCAGUUGAUAACAUUGAGCAGGACAGAGAUGAGGACACAGAGUCGUCUACCGAGGAAGGCAUUGAUGAUCGUAUCGAGAGUGAGCAGAGCGAGGCGGGGUCUCUGUCUGCCCAGAAUGAUGUUGGCGAUCUCUCUGUUUUCGCUGAUAUUGGGGACCUGCCUUUGGUAGCUGGAGAUGUGCCUCGGAACUACAUUCAUCGGCCCAACAACCACCUCAGUACAGUGCUGAACAUUAUUGUGGUGCUGGUUGCCAUACUUACCAUGGGGAUCAGCUUGGGUAUCAUUAUGGCAACAGAUAUGGAAAUUGAGGAGUGGCAAAAUGCCUAUGAAUUCCAAAAUAAAAAGGUCAAUCAGUUAGAAAUCUUACUGAAGGGCAAAACCAAGGCUCAUGACCUUCAGCUGAGCAGGGUCAGAGAGUUGGAGGUUCAAGUUGCUGACUUAAAAAACAGUGUCUGGAAUUUCGAGAGAAGAGCGAAAAACUAUGAGCGAGCUGUGGAGACAUUAUCAGCUUACAGUUCUCUGGAAGGAGGAACCUUUGGAAAAGCCAUACACACUAUCCUGGAUGGUAUGAAGGAUUAUAUCCAGUGCCAGACAGAAUCAAAUCAGUUGGUGGCAUUGGAGUGCCAUUUAAAGCUUCUUCCAUACAUCAGAAACUAUACAGCUCUUAUAAAACAUUACCUGCCUCCAGAUGAACCAACAAGCAUUGAUCGUGGUGUUGCAUUGAAUACAGACAACCAGAACACUGGACAUUUUGGAGCACCUUCUCAGGAAAUGACUGCAGAGGUCCCUGAUCUGGCUGCUUCUAGUCAGCUUGAUGAUGACAGUCUGCAGUCACAAGAAAAAGAGAGUUCCAGCUGUCAGAAGGAACAUGAAAUGCCACAUGGGCAGAGUGAUUCUGAAUAUAUCUUUGUGCAUCUAGAAAGAAGCAGUGAUGAAGAGGAUUCAUUAAAAGUGUCAAGUGCUUCACAUGAAAACAGAGAGAGUGAUCAGUCUAGCCAUGAAGAUUCAAAAUCAGUUGAACGUUCAGAUCAGAGAGCAGCUAAAGAGACAUUUCAAGCUUCACCAGUUCCUCUUGAUAUCAAGCAGUUACAGCAGUCCUUGACACGGGAGCAGGAGAGAGCUCUGCACUGGCAAAAGUUGUAUUUGUCUGAACGACGCCAAAAAGAGAGGGAAAGAGAUAACGAAGAGUUGGAAGAUGAAAGGGAACGGGAAAUGGCAGAACGAGAAAGGGCACAGAUGGAUCAGGUCGAGUGUCUGAAGAAGCUCAUGUCAGCCAACCUGACAACUCUGACACAGCAUGUUAUCAGAUGGAAUGUGUCAGUGUUUGAUGAUUUUGCCAAUCUGUCCAUGUUGUUAUCAGGAAUCUCAGAUCUGCAGCAAGCAGUUUUGGACUCAGUUCAGAGGGUCUGGAGCAGUGCUGAACAAGUUAUAGAUAGUUUGCACAGCAAGGAUCCAGCAACAGAAGAACAUAGUUUUACAAAGCCAGUCCCAAGAAAGGAGGAUGUUGUUGAAUAUCUAGGAAAAUUGCUGGAUCACAUUAAAAAAGUGGAUAUGCCAGAUCAUGAUGUUCUAGUGGAUUACCUUGGCAGAAUGUUGGAUCAAGUCAAGCAUGGUGUUGAGGAUAUCCUGAAUGUAGUCUUCACUGAAUCUUUGACAGCUUCAUUAAAUAAUGUGCUGGAAGACACUGAACAAAUUAUUCAAGAAUAUCAAAAUUAUGAUGCUGAUGGUGGGAAGGCUGAAAAUACUGCACCAAAUAGAGAGCAUCUUCUGGAGUACUUGUCUAAAGUAUUAAAUGACAUAUGUCAUAAGGAUGAUAUCAUGCCUGAAGCUCAUUCAGCAGAAGUGAAUAACAAGGGAGAGAAUGUAACUCCAGAAAUUCCUGAAAAGAAAAGCCAGAGUGAUUCUUCCUUUACAGGUCCACAGCUAGAAACUCCAUUUGGGGGACCUCAUCAUAAGGACGAGGAUGACCCUAUCAAGCAUGGAUUUUGGUCUAGAAGAAUUGGCAAGAUGUUAAAAAAAACUGGCAAGACUGUCAGAAAGCUUGGUAGAAAAGUUACAGGUACCUGGGGCAAAAUUAAGGCCAUGUGGCAUGAGAAAAAGCCAGCAUUUUUUAAAAUGGGAAAUGGACUUGCAUCCACAAUAAAGAAAGCCUCGUCGAAAUUUGCCAAAAUGUGUAAAAAGAUGUCCUCACGGUGGUUCAAAACUUCUGAGAUCACUAAUAUUGACAUAGAUAGCAAAUAUGUCUACAAGCUGAGAAAACACUGGCAGGCACUUGUUAUGAAUGACCCAUGUCAAAUACUUGGCAAGUUCAGUUAUGAGUGUAAUGUAGGGAAGAAGCAGUGCCAACAAGACUUGAAGAAAAUCUCAGAUUCGUUUUCUCAUCUUUUGAAAAUUCCAAAUGUCAAGCGAGAUCAUGUUUUGAAGCUAAAGGUUGCUGAUUUGAAGAAUUAUUAUAGGAAGUUUAAAUCAUUUCAGGAUCAUUGGUGGAAAAGCAAGCUUCUAUUGACAACUGACAAGCAGUGGGUGGAUUGUCAGUUGAGUUGGUGGACCGCAGCAGUUGCUGCUUCCUACCAAGGCAGUGUGGAUGGUUUGGAAGACAACAGAUGUUAUAAAAUUAAUCUUUCAGACAACUUUUAUGAAGAGCAUCAUGGAAUGACUUUUGGCCCAAAUUUUAACAUUUUUGCAGAAGACAUAGAGGAACAGGUCGGUUGUAUGGAUGAUAACAAAGGCAACAUUGUUUCUGAUGAGGCUGAUAAUGUUCAGAGCCAGCAAAGCCAAUCUAGUAGUCCUUUACAUGAAAAUGAUGAGUAUGCUAGUGUUGAAGAUGAUGAUGAUUUCGGAGAAAAUAUUAAAGAGAAAAAUGAGGAAGGAAAAAACUACAAAGAUGGUGGUGAACCUAAAAGUUACACUCCUAAAAGUGAUGAAGCAGAAGUAAAUGAAACAUCCCAUGAUGCUUCUGACUGGUUGCAAGAACAAGCUAAACUUCAGCUACACCUGAGGAAAGAGAAAGAAAAGGCAAGAUCAGUGUUUGAGCAAGCUGCAGAUAAGAACAAAGAGAGGCAGAACCACUGGAAUGGUGUUAAAGAAGCUGAUGAUAAUGAAAAGUUUGGAGAUUGGUUUUUUGAAAAAUCAAAAGAUAGAGAACAUCAACGAGAUGAAGCAGGAAAGUCUUCUUGGGUCUUCGAACGGGCAGCCCGCAGAAGGGAUGCUUUCCACCGUAAAUGGAUGGAUGAUCGUAAGAAGAAAGAUAAACAUAAUAGAGGAGCAGAGAAUGAAGAUGAUUGGUUUAUGAAGCAAGCAGAAGAAAGGCAGAAAAUCAGGGAGGAUGAACACAAAUCUGAUUGGGUUUUUGAGAGGGCUGCUGAUCGAAAGAGACACCAUGAUGAUCAGCACAAUGCAAAAUUUAGAAAGCAUCACUGUAGAGGAGCCGAGCAUGGAAAGCAGUUCCGGCAUGCUUAUGGGAAAGUGUCAACACCAUAA
This is a messenger RNA of Candidula unifasciata, 4611 nucleotides long. Lineage: Eukaryota; Metazoa; Mollusca; Gastropoda; Stylommatophora; Geomitridae. The record is from the annotation of a GenBank genome assembly.